Molecule: messenger RNA, 1146 nt
Organism: Dioszegia hungarica
Lineage: Eukaryota; Fungi; Basidiomycota; Tremellomycetes; Tremellales; Bulleribasidiaceae
Product: chaperonin 10-like protein
Exons: 2
Coding region: 1-1146 (381 amino acids)
Molecular function (GO): oxidoreductase activity
Source: RefSeq, a predicted model, not a curated record
AUGUCCGACAUCCGUGUUGCACGCCUCCCCGCCGUUGGCAAACCCUUCUAUACCGACAAGAUCACCAAGCCCGCACCUGGAGUCAAUGAUGUGCUCGUCAAGGUCACCGCCUGCUCCAUUGUCCCAAACACCAAGAACCUCGUUUCCAACCCCAAUCCGCUGGAGGGGAUGUCUCUUCCCGAGUUCCCCUGUAUCUUUGGCCUGGACGUGUCGGGCACGGUGGAGGCUGUAGGAGAGCAUGUGCUGGGCAUCAAGCCUGGGGACAGGGUCUAUGUGGACCCUUUCCUGACCUGCGGGACCUGCCAGGCAUGUCGGCAAGCACUCCACGUGUGGCUGACAUCCAGGCCCGUCCACCCAAGGCUACUGCCCGGCCGGUGCUCUGCGUGGUUAUUUCGCGCUCCUCCCCGAGGGCAAGCCUACGCUCAAGCGGUACCCGAUCGGCGGUCUGUCGGAAUACCUCCUUUCCCCGACACCAAUAUCGCCCUCAUCCCCGACAACAUUGACCUCCGCCUCGCGGCACGUUUCGGAUACCUCGGUACCUCGUUCGCCGGUCUCAAGAAGGGCGGCAUGGGCCCCGGCAAGACCCUUCUCGUCAAUGGCGUCACUGGCACGCUCGGCUACGCGGCGGUCUCUAUUGCCAUUGGGCUCGGCUGUACUCGGAUCCUCGGUAUCGGUCGGAACCCGGACAAGCUCAAGCAGCUCAGCGAGUUUGGGAACGGCAGGGUGAAGGUGGUAUCGUCAGAGGAGGAGAAGGAUAUUGCCGGCUGGGUCAAGUCACACACGGACGGACUGGGCGUGGAUGCCAUGUACGACUGUCUGGGGAAUGGCGGGGAUGGGAACAUGACUAUGGAGUUGAUCAAGCUCGUCAAGGUCGGGGGAAAGGCCAUCUUGGCAGCGGGCGGGGCGGAGGGCAGUCUCAACCAGACUUACACCGAGGCGAUGAGCCACAGCUGUGCCAUCCUCGGUACGAUGUGGUUUACCAGCGCCGAGGUAGACGAGAUGAUAGCGCUCAUCUCGGCGGGCGUCAUCGACCUGUCAUACAUGGAGCAUAAGUCCUUCUCGCUUGACCAGGUCAACGAAGCUAUGGACUUCGUCGGUGACAGGCCGGGCGGCGCGGUGAAUGUGAUCAUCCAACCCGGGUCGUAA